Ceratina calcarata is the source of this 4684-nucleotide messenger RNA. RefSeq names its product TGF-beta receptor type-1 babo (gene babo). The coding region runs from base 985 to 2556 and encodes 523 amino acids. The transcript is spliced from 8 exons. Gene Ontology annotation, molecular function: ATP binding; transmembrane receptor protein serine/threonine kinase activity. The record is from RefSeq and is a predicted model, not a curated record. Gene Ontology annotation, biological process: cell surface receptor protein serine/threonine kinase signaling pathway; protein phosphorylation; cellular response to growth factor stimulus. Gene Ontology annotation, cellular component: signaling receptor complex; plasma membrane. NCBI's taxonomy places the organism in Eukaryota, Metazoa, Arthropoda, Insecta, Hymenoptera, Apidae.
GGUGACCGGGUGACGGCAGUAGCGGCGGCAGUAGCAAUAGUAUAAGUUGUUCCGCGUUUGCUGUGAAAAUUCGCGAGCGGUCCGCGUGACAGUACAUGGAUUACGUGUAUUUACGAGCCGGACGAUGAUGUCGGAGAACUGGUGCUGCGUGAUUCACGCAAGAUCGAGCCGUUCGCCUAAGUGCCAGUGAAUCGUGUAUCGUUUUGUACCACCGGUUCGCAUUUUUCCUUGUCUCGGCGAAACUUCUCUUUCUGUUAGCCAACAGGGAUAAUAGGCCGGGCCUAUCAGCACAGUAGGAAAAUGGCGGCUCGCCUUGCGUGGCGUAGACGACAAGGGGUAACGAGGCUCCUCUUCGGGUAACGUGACAAAAGUACGAAAAGUAAGAGCAACCCUUCAUCACCGUUGUCGGCCGUUUCACGUAAAAGUGCGAAAAGUGAAAUAGUGCGUGGCGCCUGUUCGAUCGUCCAGCGUGGUGAAACGGAAAGCGAGAAGAGUAAUACGUAUAUCAGAGGAGGAACGCGCGUAAGAAUAAGAGAGAUAGGUACAGAUAUACAGAGAAGGAAAAAAGGAGGGACCUCGUUAGCGCGAAUACCACGAGUUACGAGAUGAGAGCGAGACGUGAGGAAGAGCGGCGGAAAAACAACACGGGAUCCGAGUAACGAAGAAGAAUCACUGUGCGUUCCGUUUGUGCACGCGUGUACGCUCGUAUGAGAGCGAGCAACGAUCAACGGUGACAAGUGUUCCGUCGACGGGGAACGUUCGCCUUAGCCCCACGUCGACAAGAAGAUGAUUAUUAUGGUCAUUGAGAUUACGUUGUGGCUACGUCGAUCGCGAUCCUCGUGCCGCCGUUUAAUGUCGUCGCCAUUGAGCUACGGCCGCUUCCGCGAAAAUUAGUUUUUUCGCGAGGGAGCGAGUGGACGGCCGAGCGAGCGACGGCGAGACGACGGGGACGACGACGUCAAAACGACGAAAACCUGAGGGAAGAUGAGAGGCGCGUGCGACGGCGGCAUAGCGAGCUUUCUCGCUCUGGCGCUUUUCUGUUUAUUCCACACGUCAUGCCUUGUGGACGGACUGUUGAAAUGUUACUGCGAUAUCUGCACGGAGACCAAUCACACGUGCGAGACCGAUGGCUAUUGCUUUGCUAGCACCAGCCUGGAGAACGAAGUGCCCACAUUAGCUCGGAGGUGUUACGAUAAGGUACGCUUCUUCCCGGCGCCUGAGUACUCGAUCUGGUGCAACACGAAUAGCACGCUACGCGGUCCAGACGACGUGGAAUACGUGGUCGCCUGCUGCGACCACGCUGACUUCUGCAAUCGCGACCUAAGGCCCUAUUUAUCCCCUCGCAAGUCCAGAGGUGGGGCAUACUUUCGACACGCCGAUUACCUCGGACGAGUGCCGCCAGGCGAUGACCCAAUGUGGGUCACUUGGAAAAUGGCCUUGACGAUAGCGAUGCCAAUAUGCGCAAUCUGCGUGGUGGUUAUGGUCAUUUAUCACGUACGGAUGACCAGAAGAAGACCCGGGGAUUCCGAUGACUCUCAGGAGGCACCGGAUCGGCCCAUCCUGGGCGGCGUUACCAUUAGGGAUAUGCUGGAAAUGACGACUAGUGGCAGCGGCUCAGUAGGCCUGCCGCUUCUGGUACAGCGGAGUAUAGCACGCCAGAUUCAGCUAGUGGAGACGGUCGGUAAAGGUCGUUUCGGCGAAGUCUGGCGUGGCCGUUGGCGGGGUGAGAAUGUUGCCGUGAAGAUCUUCAGCUCGCGCGAGGAGAGGUCCUGGUUCAGGGAGGCCGAAAUUUAUCAGACGGUGAUGCUCAGACACGACAAUAUCCUUGGAUUCAUCGCUGCCGAUAACAAAGACAAUGGCACGUGGACCCAACUGUGGCUGAUCACGGAUUAUCACGAGAAGGGUUCGCUGUUCGAUUAUCUGAACAGAUCGACCGUGGACACGAACGGUAUGAUCAGGAUGGCAUUGUCGAUUGCCACCGGGCUCGCGCAUCUUCACAUGGAUAUUGUAGGCACGCAAGGGAAACCGGCUAUCGCUCACAGGGAUCUAAAGUCGAAGAAUAUCCUCGUGAAGACGAAUGGGACAUGUGCGAUCGGUGAUCUCGGAUUAGCCGUUAGGCAUGAUGUGAUAACGGACACCGUUGAUAUUCAGUUGAACAAUCGGGUCGGUACCAAACGGUACAUGGCGCCCGAGGUUCUCGAAGAGACGAUAAACAUGAACCACUUUGAUUCCUUCAAGAGGGCUGACGUAUACGCUCUCGGGUUGAUCCUCUGGGAGAUUGCCAGGCGGUGCAACGUCGGCGGGAUUCACGACGAAUAUCAGCUACCGUUUUACGAUUUGGUGCCUUCCGAUCCGACGAUCGAAGAAAUGCGUAAAGUUGUGUGCACCGACAGACAGAGGCCGUCGAUACCGAAUCGUUGGCAGUCGAUCGAGGCGUUACAAGUGAUGUCGAAGGUGAUGAAAGAGUGUUGGUAUCACAAUGCGGCAGCUAGACUAACCGCGCUUAGGAUUAAAAAAUCUCUCGCGAACUAUGGCGCGAUAGAGGACUUGAAGUGAAAAGAGGCAAGUCUUCAAGCGAUCGUUCGAGCGAUCGGUAUGAAAAUGAAAGAAGUGCUCGAAACACACGUGAACACUCACUUUAAUCGUAACUCUUUUAUUGCAAUAAAACUUUUUAAGUGCCGUGUUAUUACGCGCGAGACAAAAAGUGCGAAAUUGUAUGGUAGGAAGCAGGAGAGAAAGGGAGGGAGAGAGUGCGAACCUGAGAGAAAGAGCGAGCGCGAGAGAGGGAGAGAGUCAGGGAGAGAUGUAAGACACUUGAUCGAUAUGAAAAAUUCUAAUAGUUGAAGCAGAGAGCCUAACGAAAGACUGGUUUAAAAAAUAAUAAUAAUCGAGACGACGUUCCUUUAAUUGCAUUGACUUGGUCGAGUCGUAGACUCUAAUUUCAAGUAUAUCAGCCCGUACGUAUGAAGUAAUGGAAUUAUUCUACGUAAUCAAGAAGUCGGAGUUAUGUAGGUAAGUGAAGGGAAUCUGUUUUCGGCAAAAAUGAAAGAAAAGGGAGAACACUCAUUAACGAGCAGUGACUGUCGGAAACACGGACAGGGUCGGCGAUGAACAUCCGAACGGAAAAAUUAAAUGGGUUUUGUCAUCAUAAUCAAUCGGUCGAUCGAUCGUUGUCCGAGAAGGAAUUAAUUAAAUACGCCCAAUCUAUUCGAUUAAUCGAACGCAAUAUUAAGCCUGGUCACGCGUCACACACUGCUGUAUAUUUAUUGAUAGUAAUAAUAAAGAAAAGAUAAUGGAAUAUAUAAAUUUAUUAUAUAUAGCGACGUUUAUUGAGUAAUAUUAAUAAAUAUUAAUAAAUUUGUACAUUAAUAUAUACACACAUAUAAUUAUAUUUGUAAUCAGGCGAUGCGAUUCGAUUGACCGAACUAACACGUUUACCGGCUGUCUUUUAACAAGUUAUUGUUUCGUAGGGACGAUUAAAUAAUCAAUCAAUAAUUGUAUAAUUUAUUAAUCGAUCGAUCGACGACGAGGGUUUCUCGCAAACGGACUUUCUUCGCUAUACGAAGUUUCUUUGGAGAGAAUUUUACAAACCGAAUGGCCUCCGAGUCAAAUUAGAUUUUUGUACGUUUCAGCACUUUUUACUUGAUUUUAAAUUUUUUUAAAAAUACGUAUCAUAUUAUAAAGAUUCGUUCGUGUAAUGCCGCGCGCACAAUUACUCGUGAUUAGCUCGUGAACAGUUACAAAUUAUGUUCGUUACCGACUUAUUCUCGGCGAGCGAGAGAACCGAUUGCAAGCUAUUCGCGAACGCAAUUGCGAGCUGCAGUCUGGCCAAGGCGUAAUUUUACCGGUGCGUGUAGAGACUGGAUCGAAUUUUUUUCGAAAGAAUAUACCAUACAUAACGUGUUACAAGAGAAAUGCAUAUCCUUGUUUUCUCGAUUCUACAAUCGUUUAGAAUCGAAUGUUUGCGUCGAUUCUGAACUUAUAUACAGGGUAGAUAGAAAGAGCCGAACAAUUUAUAGUUAUUGAAUGGAAACGACCACACGUAGUUCAAGUAUACGCGUUUUCGCCCCCUCUUUUUUUAUCUAUUAUUAAAGAAGGUAGCUCUUAUAAAAUCUUUUUAUCAGUCGUUUUUUUACAUCGAUGCAAGCAAUACUUUUUAAAAAUAUGCUCUCGUUUUGGAAGUCUAACUUUCGAAUUUUUCUCAAGGUUUUUACAACGAAUGACUGUUUCCGAUUUUGUCUUCUUUCUUUUUUAAAUCUUAUUACUACAAACACGUAAAUAAUAUAAUUUAGAGAUGGCGUAAACUGCUACUUUUCGAUCACGAGUGAUUCCAAAUCACCGUGAUUUUUCACGGUGAUCGUGAUUUUGGUGAUCUUCUCACUGGUGGAGAGUAGACUGUGACGACGGCGUGAAUUUGUGCUUUGAGGCCCAAUAAUCUGACGUCUCCAAUAUACGAAUAAUACUAAUCGAAUGAUUGACGCCGUUGAAUUUCUACCAGUUUCUACAACUAUUAACUAACUUCUAUGAUGUGGAUAUAACGAUUCAAAAAUAUUAAGGUAAAAAUAUGAAUUACAUAAAGAAGUAGAGACAAUUAAUGAUAUUCAAUACUGAAUUACAAUAAUAUACAUACAUGUAGUAUGUAUGGAAAUAGAAAAAAUAAUUUGUUUAUGGAUUUCUUUAUUUC